AUGACCCGCAACAGCUCCCUCGGGGAGAUCCUCACACCUAGAGAUGCAGCCCAGCUGAUCAAUCUUGACCUUGUCAAUCUUCCCAACCCGCCUAAUGGCUCUAUACAGAUCCACAAUGGAUCAGCCCCCGGAGGUAUGCACACACUUGCAGGGCCAUUAGGCAUGGACGGCUUCACUGUGCUAUACAAAGCGAUGGAUCAAGCACGGUUUGACUGCCUCUUCGAUCUUCAGGGUGUUCUCAACAGAACAGAAUUUGUGUCCUUCUACCUAAACGUGGCCAAGAAAUACGCUGCUUGGGCAAAACGACGAGACAACGUGGCAUCUGUGAUCAUAGUCCAGAUUGCAAUUCAAAACAGCGCCAUCGAAGCAAUGCGCCAUCCAGAUCUCCAGCGCGUUUCUUGGCAAGUUCGGAGUGGCCAGAGCUCAUCUGCCAUUGCCGUGCAAUAG
Molecule: messenger RNA, 447 nt
Organism: Fusarium oxysporum Fo47
Lineage: Eukaryota; Fungi; Ascomycota; Sordariomycetes; Hypocreales; Nectriaceae
Exons: 3
Coding region: 1-447 (148 amino acids)
Source: RefSeq, a predicted model, not a curated record